Messenger RNA from Notodromas monacha, 1374 nucleotides. The record is from the annotation of a GenBank genome assembly. NCBI's taxonomy places the organism in Eukaryota, Metazoa, Arthropoda, Ostracoda, Podocopida, Cyprididae.
AUGCAAACUGCGCCGAGACGCGCAUCGCUCGACACAGCAAUCAAUUGCACCGCCAUCCCCGUCAAAACCAUCAGGCUGACCGAAACUCACGAUGAGAAGCGCGCGGGACUCAUCGUCAUUGUUGCCAUCUCUGAGACCUCGUCAGAAAGGGAGAGAGAUGGAAACAGAAAACCCGACUCCUGCAUGUGGAAACAGCAGAGGCAGCGAAGGAAGGGCGCAGAAGCGGCAACGAAAUGUGCCGCACAAACACGGCGAGUAGACGUACUGUACUCUACACUUACCCUGGUGCACAUCAUACUCAUGAGGGCCGGAUCCUCCAGAACGGAGUCCCUUAAAGAUGCACUCAUUUACUUCAGCAACCCACAGGCAACCGUAGAAGGAAUAACUCUACAAAAGACUCUGACAAACACAACACACCACACGUCAAUCAGACAAGACAAUCCUCAGAGGAACCAAAGUAACCAACAGCUGUCAGGCAACACUCUCAGAGAAGUGAAGUCUUUGGAAGACUUUGCUGGGGUUUCCAUUUUCCCAGAUCCUUAUUGCAAUCACCCGGUUUGCCGCAUUGUGGUAAACCAGGUGCCAAUCCAUUUCUGGGUCCGCAGGCUGCUGCUACGGAUGGCCACCAUAAUAUCAUGGGCUGGACUGAUUGGCAUUGCCCAGGCAGCAGCAGGGAUCCGGUCCACUAUCAUAGAGCCCAGCGUCGUGAGAGCCGGACAACGAGUGAACUUCACAUGCAUCAUGGAAGACAACAUAGCCUUUGAAACGGGGGGCUGCGUGUGGUCCGGGCCCCGCCAACAGGUGGCGCCACGACUCGCGCCCUCCAGCUCGGGCAUCGUGGCCGUGGGCUCCUCGUCUGACCGCGGCACGUGCAGCUUCUACAUUGAGCAAGUGGAUGAGCGACUGCAUAAUGGCGACUGGGCCUGCAAUCCCAUAAUGGAGAAGAACGAGAACAUACCGAGUGACGAGCUGGUCUGGCUCAAUCUCACUGUGGCAGGCUCUCCGAGAGUGCGUCAGUGCAACGACACCGUCACGGAUUCCUUCUCAAUCGUCGACUCGUUCAUCUGCGAUCAACAAUCGUUCCUGUUCCACACCGGCAAAACCGCGAAGGUUUCCAUAUUGUUCUCCUCGCACCCUGAGCCAACAGAAGUGCGUUGGAUCAUCCCGCAAUUGUCGCAGCCUCUCAUAGGUGUCGCGUCCUCCAAGGGCUACUCGUCUACGUGGGGCAAAGCCGACAUUGAUGACCCGCUGGGUUACUGGGAUCGUUCUGAUCUGUACUGGGCUAACCUUAGCAUCAAGGGAUACUCAACGCGGAAAGAAGGGGAUGGGUUUGCGUUAGAGGCUAAUUUGACGAAUGAGCCUUUGCCUCUAUAA